This is a messenger RNA of Cajanus cajan (pigeon pea), 1011 nucleotides long. Its product is annotated as phosphoprotein ECPP44. Gene Ontology annotation, biological process: cold acclimation; response to water deprivation; response to abscisic acid. The record is from RefSeq and is a predicted model, not a curated record. Lineage: Eukaryota; Viridiplantae; Streptophyta; Magnoliopsida; Fabales; Fabaceae. Gene Ontology annotation, cellular component: cytosol; membrane.
GUCCCACUCUUGCAUUCUGAGAAACAAACUCAUCUCUUUGCUUUUGGCAGUGCCACCUAAGUAAGUUAUUAUACACUCACACUUCCCUUUGAUCAUGGCAGAGGAGCCCCAGAACAAGUAUGAGACCUCUCAGCCCAGUGAGGUUGAGGUCAACGAUCGUGGUGUUUUUGACUUUCUCGGUAAGAAAAAGGAAGAAGACAAGCCUCAGGAGGAGGUCAUCGUGACCGAGUUUGAGAACAAGGUGACAGUGUCAGGGGAAGCUGACAAGAAACAAGAGGAGGGAGAGAAGAAACCCAGCCUCUUAGAGAAGCUUCACCGAUCUGACAGCAGCUCUAGCUCUUCAAGUGAGGAGGAAGGAGAAGAUGGAGAGAAAAAGAAGAAAAAGAAGAAGGAAAAGAAAGGGUUGAAGGAGAAGAUUGAGGAGAAAAUAGGGGGUGAUCAUCACAAGGAGGAGGACACAAGUGUUCCAGUUGAGAAAGUUGAGGUUGUUGAUGCCCCACACCCUGAGGAAAAGAAGGGAUUCCUCGAGAAGAUUAAGGAAAAGCUACCAGGACAGAAGAAAGAGGAAGCAACACCUCCUCCACCUGUUGCUGCAUCAUCAGAUCAUGGUGAGGGUGCUCAUCAUCAUGAAGGAGAGGCAAAGGAGAAGAAAGGUAUCUUAGAGAAGAUAAAGGAGAAGCUUCCAGGCUAUCACCCCAAGACAGAGGAAGAAAAGGAAAAGGAAAAGGAGAGUGGUGCUCACUGAGAUUGAGACAAAGCCUUUUUUGUUGGUUGGACUUGGAGAUGAUUGUGGUGUGCUUUGUUUUCAUUUCAAUAUGACAGUGUUGUGGGUGGGUUUCUUUGUGUUUCUUGAUGCAUAUUUUAAUUAUUAUUGUGUAUGGAGUAUCUCUUUGAAUAUACAAAAAAGUUUCUGUAGGGUUCCUAUUCUUUUAUCUUUUCCAUAAUUUUGUUUGAAGAAAAAAAAAGUGUUGAAAGAAAAUGAAUGGAAUAAUGUAUUUUAUUUGUGUUUUA